AUGGCCUCGGACAAGGGAAACAAAAUCUACUUCUACGAUCCCUCCCUCGGCGCAUCCAUCCUCUUCACAAUCAUCUACAUCAUCCCACUCAUCUAUCAGUCGUACAUGACAUUCAUCCUCCCGCGGAAAGCGCAAUCUCCACGGACCAACUACUUCAUCCCCGCCGUCAUCGGCGCCGCGCUCGAAGUAGCAGGGUACGCGCUCCGAUGCGCCAGCAUCCGGAAACCAGAGGAUAUCGGCCUGUACGCCGUCUCCAAUACCAUCAUCGUCAUCGCACCGGUCUUCGUCUGCGCGAGUCUCUACAUGCUCCUUGGGAAGCUGGAGACCAGCUCCGCGGACGGGAGCAGCAAGAAACCCGCGAGCUUCCUGGGUGGGUUUCCGGUGAGAUGGCUACCGCGGAUCUUUGUGACGUUGGACAUUGUCAGUGUACUCACGCAGGGAUCGGGGAGUGGGAUUGCGUCCUCGGGGAACUGGGAAGGGUCGACGAAGGAUGCGGGGAUUGGGGUGUUGAUUGGGGGGUUGGUGUUGCAGGUUGUUACGUUUGCCGUGUACCUGGUUAUUGUGGGCUGGUUUCAUUGGAGGGCGGUGGUGGAGGGUGAGCAGCUGCUGCAUGGUGUUAGGAUGGUGAUGGUGGGGAUUUAUAUUGCUGGGUUCUUCAUCAUGGUCCGCUCUAUCUAUCGAAUCUUUGAGUUUGCGUUUGGCAUCGAUUCGUACACGUUUACGCAUGAAUGGCCGUUGUAUGUGCUCGAGGCUGUUCCCAUGCUCGUCGCCUUGAUGGUCUUGGGCUGGUUCCACCCGGCACGAUGGUUGACAAUGCCUCGGCUGGAGGAGGGGCAAACAUAUUCCCUGCGCAAGUCUGGCAGACGACGAGACACCGAAGAGCAAUCUCUAGCUUGA
This is a messenger RNA of Aspergillus thermomutatus, 897 nucleotides long. RefSeq names its product RTA1 domain-containing protein. Gene Ontology annotation, cellular component: membrane. NCBI's taxonomy places the organism in Eukaryota, Fungi, Ascomycota, Eurotiomycetes, Eurotiales, Aspergillaceae. The coding region runs from base 1 to 897 and encodes 298 amino acids. The record is from RefSeq and is a predicted model, not a curated record. The transcript has 2 exons.